Gymnodraco acuticeps is the source of this 1043-nucleotide messenger RNA. Its product is annotated as protein ANTAGONIST OF LIKE HETEROCHROMATIN PROTEIN 1-like. The transcript has 3 exons. Bases 246 to 1043 code for a protein of 265 amino acids. Lineage: Eukaryota; Metazoa; Chordata; Actinopteri; Perciformes; Bathydraconidae. The record is from RefSeq and is a predicted model, not a curated record.
GUGAAAAACCCCGGUUCUUCUCCACUAUUGCUAAAAUGGAUGCCGGUGUUGUAGCAAGGGUAAGCAGGGUAACUCGUGUGUGUGCAAGGUUGCAUUUAGUGUAUACAUUGUCUCGCAUGAGGCCGUGUAGUGUGCGUCGCUUCUGGGUACACCCGAUACUCCGAAAGCGUCUACAAAGGGGGGAAUACCACCUUCUCGUCCAGGAGCUCCGUCUCGAUGACCGCCUUUUUCAGAGGUAAUUCAGGAUGAGCAAGGAGGUGUUCGACGAGUUGCUCGGAAAGGUGGGCCCACUGAUUACAAAGGUGGACACCCAUCUGCGUAUGUCAAUCGGCCCCGCCGAGCGACUCGCCAUCUGCCUACGGUACCUGGCAACUGGUGACUCGUACGCGACGAUAGCCUUCAGCUAUCGGGUCGGGCGUUCUACAGUGGCAGUCAUUGUCAAGGAGGUUGCGGGGGCCAUCUGGACCGCCCUGGUCGAGGAGUGCAUGCCGGUACCACAGGUGGAGGAUUGGAGAGCCAUCGCUGCUGGGUUCCAGGAGCGCUGGGAGUUUCCCAACUGUGUUGGUGCCAUAGAUGGGAAGCACGUCGUUAUCCAGGCUCCAGCAAAUGCAGGUUCCCUCUACUUUAAUUAUAAGUCCACCCACUCCUUGGUACUGCUGGCUGUGGUGGAUGCUGAGUACCUGUUCAGGGUAGUGGAUGUUGGAGGCUUUGGGAGGAGCAGCGACAGUGGGAGCCUGCGGAAUUCUGCAUUUGGAGAGAGCCUCCGAGACGGCAGUCUGCAGCUACCACCUGACACCGUCAUCGCAGGAUCAGCGCGGCGGGGCCCUCUCCCCCAUGUCUUCGUUGGAGAUGAGGCAUUUCCGCUGCUGGACAACCUUCUGCGUCCAUUCCCUGGACGUCACCUCACCUGUGAAAGGAGGUUAUUUAACUACCGCCUCAGCCGUGCCAGGUUGGUGGUUGAAUGUGCGUUUGGCAUCCUCUCAACCCAGUGGAGAAUGCUCAGGCGUGUCAUCACCACCAGCCCCGAGGACCGCCUCUUGUAG